Drosophila subpulchrella is the source of this 1697-nucleotide messenger RNA. Its product is annotated as probable G-protein coupled receptor Mth-like 11. Gene Ontology annotation, biological process: cell surface receptor signaling pathway. The record is from RefSeq and is a predicted model, not a curated record. The transcript has 7 exons. Gene Ontology annotation, cellular component: membrane. The coding region runs from base 62 to 1594 and encodes 510 amino acids. Lineage: Eukaryota; Metazoa; Arthropoda; Insecta; Diptera; Drosophilidae. Gene Ontology annotation, molecular function: G protein-coupled receptor activity.
UCUUAAAAGUCAGUCGUGCGGAGAACAUACAAACAUACCUAUCAAAAUAAUUUUAAUCUCAAUGGGAAAACUCAUUUUAAUUAACUUACUCUUAAGUGUCCUCUCGAUAAGUGUCCAGGCUGGGGAUAUUCCUAACUGUAACUUUUUUGACACUGUCAAAUUAAAUGACAGUCAAAAGUUAGCGAACGGAUCGUAUAAGUACCAGGAUAUUAUUAUUCCCGCAAGACUUACUGGAGAUUAUGACUUUGAAAUAAAUUACGAUGGUGACAUGGAUCCGGUCCCCAAUCACAUCCGAGGCUGUGUGUGCAAACUGAAGAGUUGCAUUCGGUUCUGUUGUCAUCCGAAAAGGCUAAUGGAUAGCAAUAAGUGCUCCGAAGAAGUAGAUGAAAACCUCACUUACGAUUAUACUCUGGACAUAACGCAAAUCAAUGGAUCAGUGAUAGGGAAACACAUUUUAAAUGACAUGGUGGUACAGCAAGAUCUUCCCCUUCCAUGCGAGAAACAUUACUCAUUGGAUGCGGAGGGAUUUAGAGAAGAUAUGUGGUCUCUAUAUGAGAAUGGAUCGUUGUUUCGUCACUUUGAUAAGCGACAUUUAACGAAGCAGGAAUUUUGCUUGCAGCCUCAUUUGACGAGUACCGGAAAUAACUACAGCCUUAUUGUCGCCUUUAACUGCAUUGAGAAACCAUCUAUGAAAUUGGCAUAUGUCAAGUCGAGCUCCGUGUUCUUUAUGGCCAUAACUAUUGCUGCCUAUAUAUUGCUUCCAAAAUUCCAAUCUCUUCAUGGCAAAUGCUGCAACCUCUACUUCACCUGCCUGGCACUGACCUUUUUGCUGAAUGUCGUUAGCAUGUUUGGGGUAUUUAGUCCUGGGACUCCCAUCUGCUACCUCACAGGUUACGCUGGCUACUUUACAGUGAUGGCAACUUUUCUGUGGCUUUCAGCCAUCAGUUUCGAUGUUUGGAGGAGAUUUUCGAUGCGUCGGUUCCAGAAUUUCUACAAGAACAAUAGAAGCAGUUUCUUCAACUACAACGUUGUCGUUUGGAGCUCUGCUGGGCUUUUAACCUUAAUAAUUUUUUUGGUAGAUCAAUUCGCAGAUACAGAUCUAGAUAAUCCAUACACUCCGGCUGUGGGAGUAUUUUCAUGCUGGAUAUACAGCGAUGGAUGGUCAGCUAUGUUUUAUUUUUACUGCCCGUUGGCGAUUUUGAUAGUUCUGAACGGUACGAUGUUUUUCCUAACAACCCGCUACAUUUAUGUGGAGAACAGAAACAACCAGAAAGUGCUGAAUAAGUGCGAACAGCAAAGAGAGUCAAGGAACCAAGCGAGCUAUCGCAUAUAUCUGCGCCUGUUUAUCAUAAUGGGCGGAAGUUGGUUUCUCGAAAUCAUUGCCUUUGUAUGCGAAAUGGAGAAUGUUCUGCAGCCCUUAAUUGCGUUAAACGAUUAUAUAAACUGCAGUCAGGGAAUGAUAAUAUUUAUGGCCACAUUCUGCAAUCAGGAAAUUUUCAAGUCAAUACGCAAGCGCAUCCAGAACAGGGAAACUACUACCACUGAUUAUACCACUGACAGUCGACCUCAAUUCUCUGAGAAAUCUGCAUCAUAAUUAGAUAAAUAAACGAUAUUAGGUUACUGGGAUGUCUUAUAUUUGCCAUAAGUUGAAUCUGGCUAAACAAUAUCUUGAAAUAUAUUUGAAAUGUUUAAUAUUA